AUGGAUAGGCUUAUUUCUUCUUUCCUCAUUCAUCAUGACUUCUUUGUUCCUUCUUUCCCUCUUUUAUCUUCCUUCCUUCCUUCCUUCCUUCCUUCCUUCCUUCCUUCCUUUUUUCUUUCUUUCGUUCUCAUUCUUAAUCCAGACUUUGGUAUUCUUUCUUUCUUUCUUUCUUUCUUUCUUUCUUUCUUUCUUUUCGAUCCAGGCUUAUUUCUUCUUUCCUCAUUCAUCAUGACUUCUUUGUUCCUUCUUUCCCUCUUUUAUCUUCCUUCCUUCCUUCCUUCCUUCCUUCCUUCCUUUUUUCUUUCUUUCGUUCUCAUUCUUAAUCCAGACUUUGGCUUAUUUCUUCUUUCCUCAUUCAUCAUGACUUCUUUGUUCCUUCUUUCCCUCUUUUAUCUUCCUUCCUUCCUUCCUUCCUUCCUUCCUUCCUUCCUUUUUUCUUUCUUUCACUUCUUUGUUCCUUCUUUCCCUCUUUUAUCUUCCUUCCUUCCUUCCUUCCUUCCUUCCUUCCUUCCUUCCUUCCUUCCUUCCUUUUUUCUUUCUUUCGUUCUCAUUCUUAAUCCAGACUUUGGUAUUCUUUCUUUCUUUCUUUCUUUCUUUUUCUUUCUUUUCUUUCUUUUUCGAUCCAGGCUUAUUUCUUCUUUCCUCAUUCAUCAUGACUCUUUUGUUCCUUCUUUCCCUCUUUUUAUCUUCUUCCUUCCUUCCUUCCUUCCUUCCUUCCUUCCUUUUUUCUUUCUUUCGUUCUCAUUCUUAAUCCAGACUUUGGUAUUCUUUCUCUCUUUCUUUCUUUCUUUCUUUCUUUCGUACUUUCUCUCUUUCGUACUUUCUUUCUUUCUUCUUUUCGAUCCAGGCUUAUUUCUUCUUUCCUCAUUCAUCAUGACUUCUUUGUUCCUUCUUUCCCUCUUUUAUCUUCCUUCCUUCCUUCCUUCCUUCCUUCCUUUUUUCUUUCUUUCGUUCUCGUUCUUAAUCCAGACUUUGGUAUUCUUUCUUUCUUUCUCUCUUUCUUUCCUUCUUUCUUUCUUUCUUUCUUUCUUUCUUUCUUUCUUUCUUUCUUUCUUCUCGUUCUCAAUCUGGAUUUAUUUUUGUCUUUAUUCUCCCAAUUUUUUAUUAAUUGUAUAUUUUUGCUUCUUUCUUUCUUUUUCUUUCUUUCUUUUUUCUUUCUUUCACAUUUUGAUUUCAAUCUUCAUCAUAAAAACCGUUUUGUAUCUCAUUUUCACAUUCCAGUUUUUCUUCAUUUCAUUCCAUCUUUAUUUAUUCUUUUUAUCAUCUUUUAUCUUUCUAAUGAUUUCUUUUCGAAUCUUUUUAUUAUACUCUUUUUACUUUCUUUCUUUUUCUUUCUUUCUUUUUCUUUCUUUCUUUCUUGUUGACAAUAAAUGUUUUUCCUUCUUUUAUUCUCUUCAUUUGAUCAUGUUUUUGCCCGCUAAUUUCUUUCUUUCUUUCUUUCUUUCUUUCUUUAUUUAUUUUUAUUUAUUUAUUUAUUCUUUCCUUCCUUUCUUCCUUUUUUUCUUUCUUUCUUUCUCGUUGAAAAUAAAUGUUUUUCCUUCUUUUAUUCUCUUCAUCUGA
This is a messenger RNA of Acanthosepion pharaonis, 1560 nucleotides long. The record is from the annotation of a GenBank genome assembly. NCBI's taxonomy places the organism in Eukaryota, Metazoa, Mollusca, Cephalopoda, Sepiida, Sepiidae.